Molecule: messenger RNA, 653 nt
Organism: Zophobas morio
Lineage: Eukaryota; Metazoa; Arthropoda; Insecta; Coleoptera; Tenebrionidae
Product: transmembrane emp24 domain-containing protein bai-like
Exons: 7
Coding region: 1-621 (206 amino acids)
Biological process (GO): Golgi organization; endoplasmic reticulum to Golgi vesicle-mediated transport; intracellular protein transport
Cellular component (GO): endoplasmic reticulum; endoplasmic reticulum-Golgi intermediate compartment; COPII-coated ER to Golgi transport vesicle
Source: RefSeq, a predicted model, not a curated record
AUGACGGAGUUUUGGUUAUGUCUUGUCCUUCUUAGUUUCUUUCGUAAUGCAUGUGUGUAUAGUUUAAGCUUUGACCUGAACGCAGGAUCAAAAGUUUGUUUAAGUUUGGAUUUACUCGAAGGUGAUCGUGCUCAAGGCACUUAUACAGUUAAAACGGUUUAUGGGCAAAACGUAAAUUUUCAGAUUAUUAACAAAUGGGACAAAAUUGUGCACAAUCAUGAAAACUUUGAAUCUGGUAAGCUUGAUUUCCUGGCUAAUGAAAAGGGCCAGUACGCUUUAUGCUUUACAAGUAUAUUAGGAAAGGGUUCUCCUCUCAAAGAUCAGAGAGUUUCACUGGAGGUAAAAGUCAAACGUAAGCUCUUAAGCCAAUUAGAUAAGCAAAUGAAAAACCAAAAAUCACUUGAAUUACUUUUAGGAGAAUACGAAGAACUCGGAGCUGAAAUUGCGUACGACAUAACGGAGAUGAGAAGACGAGAAGAAAGUAUAAAAAAAGUUUCUGAGUCGAUUAACUCAAAAUUGUUGAAUUUGAAUCUCAUCUCGAUGGUUUGUUUAAUCGCUUCAGCCGCUGGUCAGGUAUUCUACUUGAGAAAGUUCUUCAAGUCUAAAAAACUUGUGGAUUAGAAGAAAAGAUAAUUUUAUAAAAUAAAUUUCAG